Messenger RNA from Vollenhovia emeryi, 1626 nucleotides. RefSeq names its product palmitoyltransferase ZDHHC23 (gene GABPI). Gene Ontology annotation, biological process: protein targeting to membrane; peptidyl-L-cysteine S-palmitoylation. The transcript is spliced from 3 exons. Gene Ontology annotation, cellular component: Golgi apparatus; endoplasmic reticulum. The record is from RefSeq and is a predicted model, not a curated record. The coding region runs from base 81 to 980 and encodes 299 amino acids. Gene Ontology annotation, molecular function: protein-cysteine S-palmitoyltransferase activity. NCBI's taxonomy places the organism in Eukaryota, Metazoa, Arthropoda, Insecta, Hymenoptera, Formicidae.
GUGUAUGCGGCCAGUGUGAGGAGGAGAGGAGCCUCCCUUUCAGGGCUUUCGGGGGCCGCCGCCGCCGACGACGACGCAGCAUGACCGUCUGGGAGAGGCUGCGUAACCCGUGCGGCUGGCGCGCGGGCGCCAAGCAGAUCUCCGUGGACGCGAUGCUGCCGCUGCUGGUGGUGCCGAUCCUCGCGGUGAUCGCCGCCCAGGCCUUCCUCUGCACGGUCGUCGUGUUCCUGCUCACGCCGCUCCUCGUCUACUACCUGCACCACAACUUCCUCAGGUUCCUGCUGCGCACCAAGUUCUUCCUCAUGUGGACGAUCACGAGCGUGCUGAUGAUGAUGCUGGUGUUCGAGCUGAGCGUCGUGCCGCUGCUCGAGAUCCUGCCCGAGGAGAACCUCGUGUUCAUGAUAUGCGUCGUCGGCGGCACGUGGUGCGGCUACAGGACCAAGCUGAGCGCGGACGCGACCGCCCAGGAGAGCGCCGUCGCCACGCAGAGCCUGGAGCUGGGCGAGGGCAGCGGCGAGCUCUGCGCGACGUGCAGGAGACGCGCGCCACCCCGGGCCCACCACUGCCGCCUGUGCCAGACCUGUAUUCUCAACAGGGAAUAUCACUGCAAGUGGCUGGACUGCUGCAUAGGUUCCAGCAAUUUGAGGUCGUACUUAGGCUGUUUAUUCUUCUCCGCGCUCGCUUUUAUGUACGGUUCCAACUUGACUAUGACCAGCGUCUGCCAUCCGUUUAUACUUAUCGGGACUGUACUCCUGCCGGACGACUGCAGCGACGUGUAUCAUCAGCUGGACAUCGCACUUUGCUUCGUCUCCGCUCUGUACAGCCUCCUCGUGGGUCUGGUGCUCUUUUGUUAUCUCGUGUACCACCUAUGGCUGCUCUACAACGGCACGACGUCGAACGAGCGGCGAUUAGAUAUCAAAAGUCAGUACGACCACGGAAUGCUGAAGAAUGUAUCCCGGUUGUUCUGCUGCAAAACUUAGGGACGUUAAACUUGUAAGCUAGGCCACUGAAUUCACUCGACACGGUGUAUGUAUUACACGCUGUACAAAGGAUGUAAUGAAAUCAAAUGCGACGAACUAGGGAACGGUAAGGCCAAAGUAUUUGUCAUAGCGCGUUAAACAAUAAGUCCACGUGAGAUGGCUCGGAUCGGAAACGCAGCCGCGUUGACGCCGGCUCGAUUGCACACUGUCUUCAUCUACUCAAUGUAUCCACGAUUCAUAAUUCAUGAAAAAGUAUAAUAGACCCGUUACUUCCAUAAUGUUAUACUUGUGAGAUCACGUUCGACAUAUCACGAGGCAUCGACAACUAUUACAUUCGUCAUCCUUAAUGUAUCGUUGCGCAUACAAUUUGUAUAUUUAUUGUAACUGUGAUAAAACGGCCAUUGUACGAGUAAUAUAGCGAAUUACUUUGAGUACACACGAACGCACUCUAAAGUAAGUUGAAGUGAGAAGAAAACUUUUAAAUACGUACGUACACAGCAAUGGUAACCCGCAUUUUAUUCUGCGUAAAAAGAAAAGAAAAAGAAUGUUCUAUCUUGCGUGUACUCAGGAGUAAGAAUACUCUUUACCUCAAUCAAAUACGAGGCCAACGAUUGUCGUGCAGUAUUAAAUCUAAGUUAUUUCUAAA